Messenger RNA from Sesamum indicum (sesame), 1410 nucleotides. RefSeq lists its product as uncharacterized. NCBI's taxonomy places the organism in Eukaryota, Viridiplantae, Streptophyta, Magnoliopsida, Lamiales, Pedaliaceae. The record is from RefSeq and is a predicted model, not a curated record.
AUGAUAGAGGAAGCAAGUAGGAAGGCCAUAGUAGAGUGUGAGCGGAGAACGGUGACUCCAGCGAGAGAAGGAGCUAGGAGGCAGCUGUUCCAGGAAAUGGAGAUGAAGCAUAGGCGAGAGUUCUCAAGUGUGCCUGAAAAAAGCCCUGAAAGGACCAUGUCGAAUGAAAUAGAAGAGCUGAAGAAAAGAGGAGAGAUCGUAUCUCAAAAUAGGAGCUCGUCUUUUACCAACUGGAUUCUACUGGAAGUUGUUGAUAGCAGUUUUCGAUUCCCGGAUCUUUCCAAGUACGAUGGGAGUAAAGAUCCUAGGGAGCAUGUUGCAGCAUUCGAUUUGGUUAUGAACUUGUAUGGUCAGACCGACUCGAUUAAGGCAAAGUUGUUUGUAACUACAUUGAAGGGUAAAGCACAAGAAUGGUUCACCAGCUUGGGGAGUGGAACUAUUGACUCAUACGAGCAGUUAAUACACAAGUUUUCUUUCCAUUUUGCAAGCAAAAGGAAGGCAAAGAGGACAGCUACUUACCUCUUUACAAUCAGGCAGAGGGAUGAUGAGACGUUGAAAAACUUCAUGGGAAGAUUCGAUAAUGAAGUGUUAGAGGUGCAAGAUUUAAGAAUUGAUAUGAUGGUGAGUAUAAUGAUACAUAGCUUGAAAAAGGGUCCGUUCGCGUACCUCUUUACAAUCAGACAGAUGGAUGAUGAGACGUUGAAAAACUUCAUGGGAAGAUUCAAUAAUGAAGUGUUAGAGGUGCAAGAUUUAAGAAUUGAUAUGAUGGUGAGUAUACUGAUACAUAGCUUGAAAAAGGGAGGAGAUGAAUGCCAUGAGGACAAUGAAUGGGCAAGGGACCUAGGUCGUUCAAGGGACAAGCGCUCGAAGGAGGGAAAACAGCGAUCUGAAAAAGAUCGGGAGCGAAGAGGACCGUACUUGCCAAAGUAUCACAGGUACACGCCUUUAAACACGACCGGGGAAAGAGAAAUGAUGUUGGUAGAAAAGGAAGGACUCCUGCAAAGGCCAGGUAAGAUGCGAGAUACACCUGCGAAGAAAAACUCUAACAAAUAUUGCAGGUUUCACAAACACAAGGGCCAUGACACAGAAGAUUGUUACCAGUUAAAAGAUGAAAUUGAAAGAUUAAUUAGGCAGGGAUACUUUAGACAUUUGAUCGAAAAUAGAAGUGAGACAGGACAUCGAAGCAGAUCGCGGAGUCAUGAAAGAAACCGCAAGGAUGAGGCGGGGAAGAGCAUAGUACGAGAUAACGCGCCUACAAAAGGAAUCAUCCACACGAUCUCAGGUGGUCCAAUAGAAGGAGAUUCUUCGAGGGCAAGAAAGAGAUAUGCAAGAGAAAAUAGGUACAAAUAUGGAGGGCAGAUGAUGCACGUGGAAUCGCAGGAGGACAUGUUUUUGGAGAUAAAGACCUGA